GACGGGUUAGUUCUUUUGAUCUUCUCUACAGAAACGGGACGGAAACAUUUCCCUUGACUGGCGGCGGCGACAACUCGACCGGUCGAUCUUGCGGCAGUGCAACUACAUUUUACCAUCCAGGUAAGAGCUGGUAAGUGAUGAGCUAGCGGUCAAGUUCAAGGAAUGACUGGAAGGUUAACUUUGGAAAACCAAAGAAGUACAAAAAAUGCAGCCUGGUGACCUGCAGCAACAGUCACUGGGAUAUCAGCAGGCGGAGGAGGAGCAGCUGCCGGAGAUGAUGCAACAUGAAGAGCAUCAACAAGAGUACGUGCACGGCGGGGAAUCAAGGUGUACUAUAUAUGGUUGCGGUGGGGAGCGACUCCAAUGGACAAAUGACACAAACAUUGACCUCGGGCAAUGGCUAUGACAAGGACUUAAGACUCAUGUUUGUGUAUGUUAAAUUCAUGUUGGUGUUAAACUGAGUUCUUCAGUUCAACACUUUGAUCAUCUAUAUCUUUAUUUAUUGAUAAAUAUUUAUUAUAAAAUAUUUUAUUUUAAAAUUAUGUUAUGUUUCAAAAUGGAAUCAUUGUAGAGUAGCCCUCUGUUCCAAAUUUUCCGUUUGCUUUUUCACGUAGUUUAAUAAAAUUGAAUCAUUUGG
Messenger RNA from Cuscuta campestris, 637 nucleotides. The record is from the annotation of a GenBank genome assembly. Lineage: Eukaryota; Viridiplantae; Streptophyta; Magnoliopsida; Solanales; Convolvulaceae.